AUGAACCUGAGCAGGGACAUUUCUGAACUUGCCAUGGAGACCAUCGUCUCCUCUGUGACACUCCUGCCCUUUGGGUCUGAUCCAGAACUAAGUAAAGUAAUUAGUAAUGCUUCGCUCAGCUGUAACCAAAGUGAAAUCAGUGCAGAGCCAUUGUUGAUCAGCAACCUGUCAGCUAGUGGUGGCUCCGGCCAAGGCACAGGGGGCUGUCCGACUGAAGGGGCAGAGCUUCAGCAGAAGAACUGGGCAGCACUCCUGAUCUUGACUGUGGUGGUCAUCACUGUCACAGGGAACAUUCUGGUCAUCAUGGCGGUCACUCUGGAAAGGAAGUUGCAGAAUGCCACCAACUACUUCCUCAUGUCACUGGCCAUUGCUGAUAUGCUAUUGGGCCUCCUGGUCAUGCCCGUCUCCAUGGUUACCAUCUUGUACGGUUACUCUUGGCCACUCCCUGCCAUUUUGUGUCCGGUAUGGAUCUACUUUGAUGUGCUGCUGUCCACUGCAUCCAUUAUGCACCUCUGUGCCAUAUCUCUGGACCGCUAUGUGGCCAUCCGAAACCCCUUCAGUCAUACCCGCUCCAACUCCCGCUCACGUGCCCGUGCCAAGAUAGCUGCUGUCUGGACCAUCUCGGCCGGUAUCUCCAUGCCCAUCCCAGUCCUGGGUCUCCGUGACCAGACCAAAGUUUUCAAAGAUGGUAGUUGCUUUCUGACAGACAACUCCUUUGUGUUGGUUGGGUCUUUUGUGGCCUUCUUUGUGCCAUUGACCAUCAUGGUGGUGACCUACUUCCUGACCAUCAGUGCCCUGCAGAGUGAAGCCACACUAUGCCUUGACCAGCUGGUGCCACGACCCAGAUGGAGCACUGGGUUAACACUCAGCUUCCUACCUGGCCCUGCCCUCUCACCAUCUGAAAAGAAGCAGUUUCUGCGCCGCUCUCUGAGCCGUGAGGAAGGAGGUGGGGUCUCGCCAUUUGGACGUCGUGCCGCCCAGUCCCUUGGCAAUGAGAGGAAGGCUUCUAAAGUUCUGGGUGUAGUUUUCUUCCUUUUUGUGAUUAUGUGGUGUCCAUUUUUUGUUACAAAUGUUUUGGCAGUAGUAUGCCAGCCUGCCAGGUGCCGUGGUGACAUUGUGGGUAGACUGCUCAAUAUUUUUGUGUGGGUGGGCUACCUGUCUUCUGCCAUCAACCCGCUGGUCUACACACUCUUCAACAAGACCUAUCGCUCAGCAUUUGCCAGAUAUGUGCGAUGUCAGUACCGUGAGGAAAGGAAACCAUUACAGCUCAUUCUGGUCAAUACUAUUCCCCCACUAGCCUAUGAAUCUACACACCUACCACUGGCUGGACCUCUGGGCAAUGGAGACUUCUCUCCACAACUUCCAAAUAAAAAGCCUCACCCCUGUAACAAAAUCACAGAUGAAAGUAUUAGCUGUGUGUAGAUUAACACUUGAACUGAGGAAAAUUCUGCAGGAGGUGUAUUUUUAUCAUAACCU
This is a messenger RNA of Electrophorus electricus (electric eel), 1476 nucleotides long. RefSeq names its product 5-hydroxytryptamine (serotonin) receptor 2A, genome duplicate a (gene htr2aa). Gene Ontology annotation, molecular function: G protein-coupled serotonin receptor activity; neurotransmitter receptor activity. Lineage: Eukaryota; Metazoa; Chordata; Actinopteri; Gymnotiformes; Gymnotidae. Gene Ontology annotation, biological process: G protein-coupled receptor signaling pathway, coupled to cyclic nucleotide second messenger; release of sequestered calcium ion into cytosol; response to xenobiotic stimulus. Gene Ontology annotation, cellular component: plasma membrane; dendrite. The record is from RefSeq and is a predicted model, not a curated record.